Alternaria alternata is the source of this 833-nucleotide messenger RNA. RefSeq lists its product as hypothetical. Bases 180 to 728 code for a protein of 182 amino acids. NCBI's taxonomy places the organism in Eukaryota, Fungi, Ascomycota, Dothideomycetes, Pleosporales, Pleosporaceae. The transcript has 2 exons. The record is from RefSeq and is a predicted model, not a curated record.
AGGCGCAGCUUCAAGGCGACUUCUGCAAGUGUGGUCCAGCAAUUCAUUGCAGACCUUGCACUAACGAGGUCAGCCCACCUCCGAACUAUACCCCAAUCGAAGAAAUAUCGCGUCUAGACCAGUUCCUAUCUCCGUACCCAGAGCCUUCCCACAGGAAGUGUAUCGCUUGCCCCACAUACAUGUCGGAAGACGGAAUAGAAAAGGUGAACCACUUCUGCCCUUCCUGCAAUCUUCCUAUACAAAUGCGCAAUGGCGAUCAUCCUGUCGAACGGCAGUCUCAGAAAUUAGGCGUCUAUCGCGAUGAUGAAAACGACAUCGAUCGUGAGGUUGAGACGGUAGGACCCGACUACGAGUCUGUUCAAGAGUUUUGGAAGCGGCAGUGGAUAAGAACCAGCGGCCGGUUGAGUCCACCGACUAAAUGGCAGCCUGUGCGAUAUGAAUGGGAACGUAUCAACCAAGGUUCGGUGCUCACCGCGGAUGAACGUAGCCACUUGGAUCGGUGCUCGUACUUCAAGCCCAUACGUGCACCUGUGUGGGAUUCUGAAAAGGUUCUAUUCGAGCCGCCUCCAAUCAGACUCCCUCACUACAUGUGGCGUCGUAUCAUUGGGAGAACCUGGGGCUUCUGGACCUGGAUCGUGGCAGAUAUUUCAGGUCUAUUUAGUCUAGAAGAGUUAUUGGUCCAGGAAUUUGGUUCUGUGUCCAAGUUCUUCACGUACGUGAGAAGAUAGAUUUGGAGGAAAUGGCAAGGACAUCAAUACGUAUAUACGGUGAAAACAACGUGGGUAUCAUUUAGGAAUGCGUGGCUUUGACACCUAAACCUAAUUCACCUCAUU